AUGGCCGAUCCACUGAGUGCAGUUGCAAGUAUCAUCAGUAUUACUGAUUUUGGGGUCAAAGGCGUCAACAGCCUCAGACACCUCUAUCGAUCGUACAAGGAUGCACCCAAACAGAUGGAACAGCUUCGCAACGAGGCUCCCGCCCACUGGGCAUUCAUGAUGCAAUUGGGCCAGGUAUUUGAUGCUGCAGCAGAGAUGGGCGAUGACGACUUCAGCCGCAUGAUUUUCGAGCUCGGCGAGCAGGGCAAUACAUUUUUAAAUGAGAUUGACAAAUUGCUCGCAAAUGACGAGCAACUCGACGCCACAACCCGCCAGAAGCGAACACGGAGGGAUUUCAUCGGAGCUAAAUUGCGCCACUUUGCCAAAAGGUGCGAGUUGAGAUCCAAGCAUCGUCUUGCUUUAGCACAAAAGAAAAACUUUGAGAAUUUGCGUGGGAGUAUGAACUCGAUCUUGUUGGCACAAAGCACCCGGUAA
Molecule: messenger RNA, 474 nt
Organism: Pestalotiopsis fici W106-1
Lineage: Eukaryota; Fungi; Ascomycota; Sordariomycetes; Amphisphaeriales; Sporocadaceae
Exons: 1
Coding region: 1-474 (157 amino acids)
Source: RefSeq, a predicted model, not a curated record